AUGUUUUUGUUUUGGAAAAAAUUUGAGCAAGAACAAGAGCAAGAGGGAGAGCAAGAACAAGAGGAAGAGCAAGAGGAAGAGCAAGAACAAGAGGAAGAGCAAGAGGAAGAGCAAGAGCAAGAGGAAGAACAAGAGGAAGAACAAGAGGAAGAGGAAGAGCAAGAGCAAGAGCAAGAGGAAGAGCAAGAGCAAGAACAAGAGGAAGAGGAAGAGCAAGAGGAAGAGCAAGAGCAAGAACAAGAGGAAGAGGAAGAGGAAGAGCAAGAGCAAGAGCAAGAGCAAGAGCAAGAGCAAGAGCAAGAGCAAGAACAAGAGGAAGAGGAAGAGCAAGAGGAAGAGCAAGAGCAAGAGGAAGAGCAAGAGGAAAAGCAAGAGGAAGAGCAAGAGCAAGAGGAAGAGCAAGAGGAAAAGCAAGAGGAGGAGCAAGAGCAAGAGGGAGAGCAAGAACAAGAGGAAGAGCAAGAGCAAAAGCAAGAGCAAGAGCAAGAGCAAGAGGAAGAGCUUAGUAACUAU
Mesorhabditis belari is the source of this 513-nucleotide messenger RNA. Lineage: Eukaryota; Metazoa; Nematoda; Chromadorea; Rhabditida; Rhabditidae. The record is from the annotation of a GenBank genome assembly.